CCGCCCUCACCCCGUCACAGCGCGUUAACCACGCGUUCACAACCCGCUCCGUGACAGGCUGGUGGAGGGCUGAGGAGAGGCAACAUGGCGCACACCAAAACAAACCAGUAGCUGCUAGCCGCUAGCUGCUAGCCUCGUUAGCGCGGCGCGUGUCCCCGUGGCGGGCUUUCUCCGUGUCGUCGUGUUCUACUCAGAUGAAUAAGGAAGUGAUGUCGCGGGCGGUGAGGAAGCGGCAGGCGGACCCCAAGGUGGUCCAGUACGUGUGGGCCGCCAUUGAGGUCAUCCGCAACCAGAAGCAGAUCGCCAACAUGGACCGCAUCUCCAAGUACCUGAGCCGGGUGUUCGGGAUGCACCCCAAGGAGACGGGCCGGCAGCUCAGCCUGGCGGUGAAGGACGGGCUGGUGGUGGAGACCCUCACCGUGGGCUGCAAGGGCUCCAAGGCCGGCAUAGAGCAGGAGGGCUACUGGCUGCCCGGGGACGAGAUGGAACCCAAGGCAGAGGGCAGCAAGGACUGGGAGGCUGAGGACCAUGACUGGUACUGCUUCCAGUGCCACCUGCCGGGGGAGGUGGUGUCCUGUGACGGCUGCUUCAGGGUCUACCACCUCAAGUGUCUGGGGGAGACGGACAAGACCAGGGACCCCCACACCCAGUGGCACUGCCUCGUCUGCAGGGGCAGUAAAAAGAAGAUUCUGAGUAAACAGGAGAUGUGUAGAUAUCUGCGCUUCAUCGUCACGCGCAUGAAGGAGAGGGCGGUGGAUCUGAAUAAGAAGGGGAAAGACACCAAACACCCAAUGUACAAACGGCUGAUCCACACGGCCCUGGACGUCACCAACAUACAGGAGAACCUGUCUGAGGGGCGCUACAAGAACUUCGAGGAGUUCAAGGCGGACGCCCAGCAGAUCGUCCACAACACGGCCAUCUUGUUCGGAGUGCACAGCGACCAGGCUGAGAUCGCCCGGCUGCUCUACAGCGACACUUGUCACGAGCUGAAUGAGUUGAUGUUGUGUAAGAACUGCUUCUACCUGUCAAACGCCCGGCCGGACAACUGGUUCUGCUACCCCUGUAGCCCGGUCCAUGAGGUGGUGUGGGCCAAGAUGAAGGGGUUCGGCUACUGGCCGGCCAAGGUGUUGCAGCGCGAGGACAACCAGGUGGACGUCCGCUUCUUCGGCCACCAGCACCAGAGGAGCAGGGCAUGGAUCCCGGCGGACAACAUCCAGGACAUCAAGGUGAGCGUGCAGCAGCUGCAGGUGAAGCGCAGCAACGGCUGGAAGAAGGCCUGCGAAGAGCUGCAGCUCUACCAGCGCUUCCUGCGCGAGGGGCGCUACUGGAAGACCAAGGUGGAGGAGGUGGAGGAGGAGGAGGGCGGCCCGCCGGCACAGGACCUGGAGGAGGAGCCGGAGGACGUGGAGGACGUGGAGGAGGUGGAGGAAGAGGAGGACGAAGAGGAGGAGGAGAAGAGAGGCCAGGAGAAGAAGCAGAGGCAGGGGGGCCUGAGGCAGACGGCUGGUCAGGAGGAGAGCGGUGGAGGAGGAGGAGGAGGAGGAGCUGGAGGUGGUGGAGGGGGUGGAGCGAGGACGGAGAGGACGGACGAGGCGGAGUCCAGCAUCUCCUCCACCAGCAACGAGCAGAUCAGACAUCUCAAAGGAUGUCAGGAGCCCAAAGCCAAGAAGAGCCGUCGCAGUCAGGCAGUGGAGCCCAAAGAAGAGCCCGCAGACCCUGAGCCAGAGAUGGAGGCGGUGAGCUCCAGCCAGCAGGAGGUCCCGGCCUCAUCCUGCGUGGCCCCGCCCCCGGAGCGUCUGUCGGUGUCCACCCAGACGCGGCGGGGCCCCGGGGGGCCGGGGGGCGCGGCCCCGCCCCGGACCCUGCAGCGCGGCACGCAGACGGCCAACGACGGCGCCUGCCACAACCUCUGCCACGAGAAGUACACCAAGAUCUUCACCGACGUCAAGGAGAUGAUGAAGGCCGACAACAAGAGGGAGACGGAGCGGGUGGUCAGGGAGGCCCUGGAGAAGCUGCGGGGGGAGAUGGAGGAGGAGAAGCGCCAGGCAGUCAGCAAGGCGGUGGGCGUGACCCAGGGCGAGGUGGACAGGAAGUGUAAGCAGAUGAAGGAGAAGUGCAAGGAGGAGCUGGUGGAGGAGGUGAAGAAGAUGGUGACCCAACACAAGCAGCUCAUCUCCCAGACCAAGAAGAAGCAGUGGUGCUAUAACUGCGAGGAGGAGGCCAUGUACCACUGCUGCUGGAACACGUCCUACUGCUCCAUCAAGUGCCAGCAGGAGCACUGGCACGCCGACCACAAGCGCACCUGCCGCCGCAAGAGAUGAAACAGUCUCCUCCCUGAGCCCCGCCCCUCCCCUCUGAAACAUUGCGGACCCCCCGUGUGUCCGGAGAGAACAGGACGUUGUUCUCCCUCCUAUCCAGCGUUCAGCUCUUUGAUCUUUUAUUUAACGGACCCAUUUACCCAGAGUUCAGUGCGUUUCCCCCUUCCUCUAAUCAUGGACAGUUCAGAGCAUGGCUCAAGAUGAUGUGAUCUAAACGUGUGGUUUUUAAUUUAGCUUUCUUUUCUUACGUGCUCCUUUCAAACUGGUGUCCGAUGACGUGUUAUUUAAGUGUGUAGUAACGAGCUAAUGAGCAUUAACUACAUUUUAUUACCUGGAUUUUGUAAACACUUUUCUUAUUGUGAUGCGACGUGGCGGCCAUCUUGAGCGGAGGCGGAGACUUGGUUCUCCGCGGCGUCCGAUUGGCUCCUCCUCCAUCUAUAGAUGUAUAUAAAUAUCAACGGCCAGAUUUUAACAGUGACAUUUAAUCAUUAACAGCGUAUUCACCCAGAAUAAUCUUCCUUUUUAUUUUUAUUUUAAUAACGACAUGAAUAGCACCUUUUAUCCUUUUUUCCUUUUUUGUGUUUUUCGAUUUCUACUGAAAAGUCACUUAAAUCACUUAUUGAGAUUGGGAACAGGGUUUUUAAAGUUGGCCUUAGAGGUGCAGACAGAGAGUAAUCUUCCAUUUGAUGUGUCCGCACAUGUAAGGGUCGGAUCCCGAUGGACAUCGAUACGAAUCAAAGACGACGUUGGACAUGUUCCGUAGAGUUUAUGUUUUCACUCGUCUGUGCGGAUUAUUUGUAUUUCUUGAUCAUCUCGUCAAACGAAGCAUUUCAACCGACGGAAUGAAGAGCAGACGUUGGACUGAGCGCUGCCUAUCUCGGGAGUCCAGAGGAGCCGUGUUCUUGGCGUGUCCUCGGCGUGUUCUCAUGGCGCUCUCGGUCCGGGCGGAGGGAGGAGCCUGAGGACGGACCAACCCUUGGUGGCGGUGAAGGCGUGUCUGGGGGGGGGUCCGGGCGCCUCUCUCAGACGGAGCGAGGGGAGCGUCUCGGUUCACACUCCCUCCUCCGUGUGGACUCUGUGUUUUUCUACCUGACGACGGCGGCGAUCUAAUCGCCUUUUAAUGUUGGGGGCGCCGCUCCGAGGGGGCGGAGCCCUGGUCGGUCGGGGGCGUUGCCGCUCCGCGUUGAUGACUUCGGACCGGAGGACGAAGGCUCUGCCCUUUUUAACUUUCUCCCCCCGGUUGUUGGACCCCACCCCCCAGCCCCUCCCUCCCGGAGAGUUUCCUUGGAAACGGACCUGACCCGGUACACCUUGAGGAUUAGUCUACGCCCGGCGCUGGCGUCUCUCUGUUGUACAGGUGAGCUACGGAGAGGUCCCGCCCACACGUGGACUACGGACCCCGCCCCUCCAGCGGGUCUACUGCAGGCCCCUCACCACCACGCGGUCCGCUCCGGUCCGCUCCGGUCCGCUCCGGUCCAGGUGGUCCACGCGGUCCGCUCCGCUCCGGUCCAGCCGGCCGCGCUGCCACAGCUUAGCAAUCAUCUGAACAGACUCAUGUGUUGUCUUGUGUUUGUGAACCGUCAAAUCAUCAUCAUUUUGUUUUUUUUAAUCAACUUUGCACUACAUGUAAAUAAAAUCUAUAUGACCUGAUUGGUUUCAAAAAUGGCGGUCAUCCUGAGGGCGCCAGGGGAGGCCGGAGGGCGUUAUGUUUUGACCUGUGUGGCAUGUUUAGGCGUGGUCGUCGUGGCGACUCGUGUUUGUUUGGGCAUGCGUUGCGUUCGUACUCUGCGUUUUGUGGCCGCCAUCUUGGAGGUCCGUCACAGUUAAACUGUUACAACCUUUAUUUUAGUCGACUCUUUCACUCAACCGGAUAGAAAAACGCUUCUUUUGGUUCUCGUUUCUGAUUUUGCAAAUGAAGUUUUUUAUAUUUUUUCUCGUUUUGGAGCGAUCAAAAAGAUUUUUGUCGGGAUUUGUUCACGAUUGUGUCGAGGUCGGUGUAGGUUGCUGACGACGUUGCCUGUCAUGUGACAGGAUUACUGCAUGGUCGCCAUUUCUAUUCUGUCCCGCUCUUCAUACCAGACCGUAGACCGCACACCGCAAAUACCGACGAGUUGUCGAACACGUCCUCAGGAGUAGCGAGGGGUCACACCCGACUGUCUGUGUGGUCCGCGUGUUGCCGUAUGACGCUCGUUGGGGGGUUUAUCGGUCGAUGAUGUCAUCGUGGGACGGAUAUCAGUCGGUUAUCGGUCGGUGAUGUCAUCGUGGGACGGAUAUCAGUCGGUUAUCGGUCGGUGAUGUCAUUGUGGGUCGGUUAUAGGUCGGGGAUGUCAUCGUGGGUCGGUUAUCGGUCGGUGAUGUCAUCACGGGUCGAUUAUCAGUCGGUUAUCGGUCGGUGAUGUCAUCACUGGUUGUUUAUCUGUCGGUGAUUUAAUCGCGGGUCGCUACUCUGCAUCGCUUCGGAUGACAUCAGUGAUGAAUUGGCAUGGGGGGAGGCGGUCUUGGGGUGGGAGGCGGUCUUGGGGUGGGAGGCGGUCUUGGCCUCUGGCGGCCAUCUAGUGAGGCGAGGUGUAAAGUAGGACAUGCUGUCUUCUGUUCAUAUGUAAACUAUUAACCGUGGCUUAACAUUUUCUAUGCUCCUGCCAUCCUUUCUGUUCCAGCAUUAGCUAGCAAUAUGUAUAGAAAUAUAUUAUUCUAUGUGCUGCCAUGGACAAAUAAAUGUAUCAACAAGU
Molecule: messenger RNA, 5047 nt
Organism: Gadus macrocephalus (Pacific cod)
Lineage: Eukaryota; Metazoa; Chordata; Actinopteri; Gadiformes; Gadidae
Gene: zmynd11
Product: zinc finger, MYND-type containing 11
Exons: 16
Coding region: 195-2321 (708 amino acids)
Biological process (GO): regulation of transcription elongation by RNA polymerase II
Molecular function (GO): transcription corepressor activity; protein binding; DNA binding
Source: RefSeq, a predicted model, not a curated record